Molecule: messenger RNA, 4583 nt
Organism: Anopheles funestus (African malaria mosquito)
Lineage: Eukaryota; Metazoa; Arthropoda; Insecta; Diptera; Culicidae
Product: PHD finger protein 14
Exons: 6
Coding region: 131-3505 (1124 amino acids)
Biological process (GO): regulation of transcription by RNA polymerase II
Source: RefSeq, a predicted model, not a curated record
ACAAUUUUCCAAGAUGUCACACCGUGAAAGGGCUUUUCCGACACCUCCUCUCAGCUCACUUUGGUGUGUGUAGUGCUCUCAUUACGUGCGGAAUUGGCGUCCGUCUUUUGUGAAAUGUUCUGAUAACAUCAUGAGGAACAGUAUAAAGCGCAGGCGGCCCAGCGGCCUCACUACCCAAACUUUGCUAGACUUCGAUUUAGGCGAAUCGUCAUCGGAUUCCGAUUUCCGCAUCGAAGAUCAUGAUGAUGAAAGUGAUGAUUGCUCGCUAGGAUCAAAGGAUGACAAUGACGAUGGAGACGAUGAUGACGAUGAUGAUGACGAGGAUAAUGAUGACGACUAUAAUGAUGACGACGAUAAUGACGAUGACGAUGGUGAUGAGGACGAUCAGGAUCAUACCAAUCAACCGCUGCAACAUCUCAACUCUCAGAAUGGUGCGAACCGUAAACUAUCCGAGCAGGAAGCGAACGAAACUGGAAAUGAGGAGGAAGAAGAGGAUAAUACCAUCGUGGGUGCAAGCGGCAAGAUGAAGGUAUUAAGUGUUCCGAUCACGGUUACCAAAAUAACCAGUGAGAAGGAUGCUGCGAUCCAGAAGCUGCUCAUGAAAUCGAUCUGCUGUGCCUGCCUGGGAGAUCGAAGUGAUGAUCAGAAUGAGAUCGUCGAAUGUGAUGGUUGCGGGGUAACUGUGCACGAAGGUUGCUAUGGAGUGAGUGAGUGUACCAGUAUUAGCAGUACGAUCUCAUCCUGUUCCACCGAACCGUGGUUCUGUGAUGCGUGCAAGGCGGGAGUGGAAAACCCGGAUUGUGAACUCUGCCCGAACAAGGGUGGUAUUUUCAAGGAGACAGACGUCGGAAAAUGGGUUCAUCUGGUGUGUGCACUGUAUGUACCGGGUGUGGCGUUCGGUGAGGUAGAUCAACUAUCCUCGGUUACGUUGUUCGAAAUGCCGUACAACAAAUGGGGCGCCAAGACGUGCAGUCUGUGCGACGACGCUCGGCUAGCCCGUACUGGUGUUUGCAUUGGCUGCGAUGCGGGAAUGUGUAAGACCUACUUCCACGUUACUUGUGCCCAAUACUACGGAUUGCUAUCGGAGGCACACUCGGAAGAAGCAGACCAAGCCGAUCCAUUCUAUGCACACUGUAAGAUUCAUUCAGACAAAUCGCUGAUUAAACAUCGGAAGCGUAAUUACAACGCGAUUAAGAUGAAGGCAGUGCAUCGGCAAAUGGAGGAAGAGUCAAGAAAGACGCAGAAACCCACUCCGGAGCAGUUGCGAAUCGAACGAAAGCUCACCAAGCACCGUAGACGGUACGUGACCAACAAGGAAACCAAAAAUCCACCCUGGGUACCAACGCAGAAAAUGCCUCGCCUGCUGAUUACCAGUGCGACAGCGUGCAAGAAGAUGCUGUACAAAGCAGAACUUAUGGGGUUAGAUAUGGCUGCGAUAGAAUUCCAGGAGGCACAGAUCGCUUCGCUGAGCGAUGUGAGGAAGAAGUGGCACAUACCGCCAGCAUUUAGCGUCGAAUUCAUCGGCUACUAUCUGGAUCGUGCGAUCCGGUUAGUGGAUAUGAAGAAAAACCUGCAGGAGCAAAUUGUAAUGAACAAACAUUUGCUGGGAAAGCAGCAACAGUUACGCAUCAAGUAUGAUCGCAGUGUGACAAAGAAUCAAGAAGCACUGAAAGUGAACGAAGUGUUCAAAGAGGGCAUAUCGAAGAUUUACGAGCACAUUAACGCGCUCUGCCCGAAUAAACCGCUCAUACCGGUGGAUCAAGUCGGCAAACCGCCGGUCGUUGGUGUCCCACCGUACGCUAAGUCGCAUCAGAACGUGCUGAUCAAUACGUCUUUAAGUGUGACACCACCCGCCCGUACAAUGUCGGUACCCACGGCGGCAGCUUUAAAGAUGGGGGUCGGUUUUCCACUGCAGAAUCUCAUGGUAUCGGGCAAACGGGACGAUACUGGACGCAUAUUGAGCACGCAGUGCAAACAGAACAGUGAGGAACUACUAAAUGAGUGUGGUAUCUGCAAGCGUUGCAACGAUCAGCAUUUGCUUGCAAAGUGUGACACCUGCCAUCUACACUACCAUCUUGGCUGCUUAAAUCCACCGCUAACGCGGCACCCGAAAAAGUCUAAACUGUACGGCUGGCAAUGCUCCGAGUGUGACAAAUCGGACGAUUCCAACCCGGAGAGUAUCAUCAUACCGAAGAUGCCACGAAAAUCACGCACCCGGUACUCGAAGGAUGGUACGAUUGUGCCGUACGAUUUUUCCUACACUGAUCAACUACCACCAACCCAGACAGAUGGGGCAGGAAGCAGUGUCCGAAAAACGGUCAAAGGUAUUGCCACUGUGGAGCUUGUAUCAGCCGGUUCGAUUGAUAUUAAGCAAGAGCCCAUCCGACAACCGGUAGCUGAGAGUUCAAACGAGGUGGAUUCGCCAAUAAAGGUGCCCGGGAAACGUGGUCGAAAGAAAAAAUUGAUAGGUGAAUGCGAAUCGUCUGCUGAAUGCAACGAUGCCAAGAAAAAAGAUCUCAAACUCUCAAGGGCUAAAGAGGAGCAGAGUGACGAGCAAAGCUGUAAGUAUUCGUUACACGACUCUACACUUUCCGAACUCGACACGUCGGAUGAGCAACGUCAGCAUAAUAGCAAGGUGCAAAAGGUAGAAUCAACAACCGUACAGGGACCGUCACCGGGAUCGCAACACAAAACGGAACCUGCCGAUGAUGGCGUAACGUUAGCAAAUUCCACACUGUCCACAGUAGGUUCAUCGGAAGCGAUAGCAGCAGCUGGACCAGGAUCAGAAUCAUUAUCGUCCAUGAUGCUAGAAACAGGAUCUUCAUCGACAACGCAUCACAAACACAGCAAAAGGCGAAAGGAAAAGCAUCGUAACCGAUCGCCAAACACGGAGCGCAUUAUUUCCAAGGAUCACAAGCGGAAGCGAAAGCGCAAGAACCAUGCCUAUGAAACGGUUGACCAUACGAAUCUUGACUAUCCGAUGCCGGAGUACGGUGACAGCCGACCACGCAUCAAAAUUAAGAUCAAAUCCGUACUGGAUGGUUCCAACAGGCAUACAACACAAAUAUUCUACGUGCGCACCGAACGAUCGGAAGAAUCCUCCUCGACUGUACCACAGCUCAUAUCUGGUGCCGCUGAUAGUUCAUCCCAGGCGAACCAACUAAUGGUACAGAUGAACCAAAUGUUGCCUGUACCCCAACCGGUACAAUAUAACGGCACCGAGCAAAUCACUCAGGGACGAGCACGUAUCAAACGGGACGGUGGCAGCCGUUUGAAUGCGUCCUGCAUCACCAGCAUCGGUUCUUCGGUGGGUACCAGCGCAAAUGAUGAAUGCAUUUGUGAUGUUUGUCAUGGUGCGGGUACCUCACCUAACAUAGUGCAGUGUGAUGAAUGCCAAAAAAGUUAUCACUUCGGGUGCUUGGAACCUCCGCUGAAAAAGACACCCAAACGGCGAGGUUACUCAUGGCACUGUGCGGAUUGUGACCCAACGGACGUCGAAAGCUGAACAUCGUGUGGCAACAUCUUAUUGCUCUUUAUCAUUUAUUUUUGCGUAUAUUUCUAAUUUUUUUAUGGUCAGCAUCAUUCGUUUACAACUGUAAAGAACCAUUAGUUUGCUUGGCUUGGGCUGACCGUUGGUGUAGUGAAAAGGAACGUCCUAUCCGUGAAUACAGUCAAAGAAAGCCAGAAAUGGGAUGCCACACCUAAUAGCGGUAAGGUUGUAGAAUCACACAGAAAGUUCCACGGUGUUGGUAAGGUUAGAGAGGGGCUAUGACACAUUUUUUUAUACACCUCUGUGAAUAUACAUAGCGAUAAUGCCCUGCGAAUCUGAACCACUCCAGUGUAGCAAGCGAUGAGUCCUACAUUAGUGAAAAGAAAGUUUGGAUCUUAUUGACCUCAUUCGUCUCUUUAAGUGCGUCAUAGCGUCAUCAUUUACACACCUUAACCUACAUACAAUUGCAAUUGUAAUUUGGCGUGUUUCCAAGCAAAGUUCGUUAGCACACCCAGUCUGAGCUGAUAUCUUGACUGGACCGUCCCUAACGUAGAGCUCCGUCUAUACGAUUUGGGUUAUUAAUGUCACGUAUAUUCUUAAUACAGAUAGUCCCCAAAAUAAAGUAUUAUAGAGGAUCGCCUACAUCCCCAAAAAGCCGCGUAUCUCGAAUUUCCGCGUAUGAAUUGACGGUUACAUAAUCAACUUCCUUCUCUGCUUCCUUCAAAACGUCAUCAGUUAUAUAAAGCCAUAUAAGGAAAUUAUGGUUUUCUUUUUCGGAUUCUGGGUUGAGGUUGAUUGAGCACAAUGUUGAGACACGCAACCAUCACGUACAUUUUUCAAUUGAUUGUAAUACCUCAGCGUCGCGAUUUCACAUUCCGAACAAAGUGUUCGUUUGAUAAUAUCUACAUAUUUCAACGAAAAUAUGGCUUUUGUGUAAAACAUUUGUUUAUUAUAAUGUAAUUAUUAAAUGCAUCAAACAGUACAGUCGGUCAGGCACCCAUCACAGAUCAGUAGUAGAACCAAAUAAGGAGAUGAAGAAGCUGGAUGUAUGUAGUACUGUCGAAAUAAAUGUCUAUCAGUCGAAUUCACGUAA